AUGGAAGCCUUAUUCGUAGUACAAGCGGAUAACUUACAUCUUCUUCAGAAAACGGCUACAAACUUCAAGAAGUGUCCCAAGGCGAGACUUACCAAGUCAUACUUGCAAGUCAGAGUGGAGAAUUUAGACAAACUUUGGGAAGUUUUUCAAAACACUCACCGAGAGAUAGUGAAGAUAGCGACAACAGAACAACGAAAUAGUCACGAAUAUUUUACGCAAGAGAUAUACGACAAUGGAGAAGAGUUGUAUAUAGACACCAAAGCGGAGAUACUUGCGAAAUUAGAAGGAGAGCAAACGAGUCAUACAUCAGGAACGGAGAAGCAAUCCAUCAGACCACAGAGCCAGGAAGUUAAGCUACCUAAGAUUAAUAUACCACAGUUCAAUGGAAAUUACAAUGAUUGGGGGACUUUCAAGGAUCUCUACACAUCUCUCAUUCAUAAUCAGAGUUCAUUGAGCCCAGUGCAGAAAUUGCACUAUUUGAAGAGUAGUCUUAGUGGCGAAGCUCCUGCUACAACUGCUAAAGCACAUUCAAAUUACUGA
Messenger RNA from Cydia splendana, 540 nucleotides. RefSeq lists its product as uncharacterized. NCBI's taxonomy places the organism in Eukaryota, Metazoa, Arthropoda, Insecta, Lepidoptera, Tortricidae. Bases 1 to 540 code for a protein of 179 amino acids. The record is from RefSeq and is a predicted model, not a curated record. The transcript has a single exon.